GAGGAAACAAAGUUUUUUGAUCGCUUUCUAUACUUAGCCAACUAGAGCGGCCAAACGGUAUUCUCGACUCCCGGCGUGGGUGUGUGCACGUGGUAACACUCUCAGAGCUACCCCGUGCACGGCGCAUGGCGAUUUUCACACCGACUGACUGGUAGUCUGGUACGUGCACACACAAGUACUGUCGACCGGCCCAGAAACGAGUCAAGCCAAUGUGCUCAUGACAUGAGGAAAGGAUCGACUGAGAAGGAACCACGGAAUGCGAAUCUGCAGUGCGAAAGACGAAGGGAGUAGGGAGAGGUCUAAACUAUAUGACGCAGGCUCGAUAUACUUGCGUCAAGGUCUGUAGCAUCAUAUGGUGAUUAUCUGCUCGAUCAACUCAACCUACAGCAAGACGCUCCACCGACCACGAGCAGGUUUCAAAGUUAUAUCAUGGUUCAACAUUCAAUAUUCAAUAUUCAUGACUCAUCUUUUUUUCUUGUCUAGGAUACCCCCCGCUAUUUUAUCGCAUAUCCACUCCACCGCACCAAAUUCACUCGUCUGUCACUUUCGCUGCUCUCGUCCUUCUCCAGCAAUUAAAGGAACACUUUCGUACCGCUCGAGGAUCUUUGGGUCACCGAUUUUUGUGUCCACCCAGAUCUAUUUUACACCGAUUGGAGCGGUCUCUGUGGUCGUAUGCGGCUGUGGCCGCGACACCCGAAGGUGAUGUACUGGUUGGUAUCCAACCAGUACAAUGUAACAAGCCAGAGUAUGAAUACAUUGUAGUUAACGCGACAUCCGAAGAUCAACUGCCAAGUCAGCAACGAGAGUGGUAAUGAAAACAGUAACGAAGGAGAGACAUCGGCGAGGGAAAGACUGGGAAAGACAAUGACAAAGGGAACACGAGCAAUGCACAAUUGGACAUGGUAACGAGGGGCAGACCCGGGGGAAGAAAG
Molecule: messenger RNA, 932 nt
Organism: Suillus discolor
Lineage: Eukaryota; Fungi; Basidiomycota; Agaricomycetes; Boletales; Suillaceae
Exons: 2
Coding region: 353-703 (116 amino acids)
Source: RefSeq, a predicted model, not a curated record